Molecule: messenger RNA, 1513 nt
Organism: Balaenoptera acutorostrata (minke whale)
Lineage: Eukaryota; Metazoa; Chordata; Mammalia; Artiodactyla; Balaenopteridae
Gene: CCDC184
Product: coiled-coil domain containing 184
Exons: 1
Coding region: 438-1025 (195 amino acids)
Cellular component (GO): cytoplasm
Source: RefSeq, a predicted model, not a curated record
GGCCGAGGGGAGUCCCGAGCUCGACCCGCUGCUGGCCUCUGCCUCGACCUGAGCGCCUGUGCGAGCGCUUCUGUGACCCAGGGAACCCGCAGGCACUUGCCGCUCUUGGCGCCCAGAGGGCGGAGCUGACACGGGUGCAAUUCAGGAGGCUAGGUAGGGCAGGGCGCUUUCGCCCCGUGGCGAGCCGGAGAGACGCCGGCCCUGGGACUGUAGCGCGAUCCUCGUCCCGCAGGCUCUUCCCGGCCUCCCGAUCCUGCCCGCACCCUCCGCCCGAGACUCACCUCCUCACGUCGGCUCCCCGCCCCUCUCGGGAGCCUCGUCUUACCUCCACUCCUCCCAGCCCCUCCGGGCACCUCUCCCCCUCCCCGUACCUUCCCCCCACCUCGAGGCCGGGCUGGACCGGACCCGGAGCCGCCACCGCCCGCUUCUGCCAUUCAAUGGAGGACGGUCUGCUGGAGAUCAUGACGAAGGACGGCGGCGACAUGCCGGCACCUCUGGAGGUGUCCACGGUGCCGGCCGUGGGGGACGUGAUCUCCGGGGAGUACAACGGCGGCAUGAAGGAGCUGAUGGAGCACCUCAAGGCCCAGCUGCAGGCCCUGUUUGAGGACGUGAGGGCCAUGCGUGGGGCCCUGGACGAGCAGGCCUCGCACAUCCAGGUGCUCUCGGACGACGUGUGCGCCAACCAGCGGGCCAUCGUCUCCAUGUGCCGGAUUAUGACCACCGCGCCCCGCCAGGGUGUCCUGGGCGUGGUCGGCGGCAAGGGGAGCUUCCCGGGCGCCCCCCAAGAGCCGGAGACCCCUUCGCUUGGGAUCGGGGACAGCGGUUUGCUGGGUCGCGAUCCUGAGGACGAGGAGGACGACGAUUCAGAAGAGAAGGAGAUGCCCAGCUCCGCCACACCCACUAGUCACUGUGAGCGCCCCGAGAGCCCCUGUGCUGGCCUCCUUGUGGGGGACGGGCCACUUGUGGAGCCCCUCGAUCUGCCCGACAUUACCCUGCUGCAGCUGGAGGGAGAGGCCUCUCUGUGAGGGGACUCUGAGGGGGCACUACUUUCCCGGGCUGGCUUUGGGUUUCCGAGCGCAUGACGCGAGAGGACUGAACCGCGCGGUGCAGCAUGCUUCACUCCGACCGCUAUUCUUGCGGGUCAGGCGGAAGAGACUCCCUCGAGGAAGCAUUUAUAGGGUGAAGGACUUUGGGAGCAUCAAGAAUUCUUUCUGCCUGACCAAGCGAGACGUAGCAAACUGCGGAAAGGUGAGGUUGCGGGAGAGGAAGCGCCCAUCUCUGGACCCCCAUCCAAUCCCCUACCCUGCCCUUUCCCCCUCUCCAGCCAACAGGAGAACCCCUGAAUUGUGUAAAUAAAAUUCUGCUUUUUCUAUUCUGAAAAAGGACUUAUCUAGGACUCUGGCAAGUAAUCUCUAACAAUUUACCUAGAAAUUAAGGAGUUGGGGGUAUUCUGUUCUGGCUAACAGAAAAUUUACCCUUCUGAUGAAAUCCAAGUUAUUCAGCGUUCUGCAGA